GCCUUCCACACCUGAGACAUGCGUUGCAAUGUUGUCAAUUACCUCAUUUUCACCUGCAGUAAUUGCUAAUUAGGUAUUUCCUUAGAAUAGGAAAGUUGCUGUAUCAUCCUAAUUUAACGCAGUGAUGUACAAAAUGCUCGUCAACACGCUUCUUCCUAGCACCCCUUACAUUUUGCUUACCCUCACACUCUCAUUGCACUUUCUUAACGUAAUUUCGUUGUGCACGUUAAAUACGCUUCUGGUCGUCUUCGUGCUGGUAUUUCUCCUGGGCCCGCUCGCCUACAAGUACUCGUACCAAUUUCAGCAGUCGACGAUAUUCCUAAACUUCGUCGCCUACCCGUCUCAAUCGAUUUUGAAAUACCCGUCGAGAUGCGGUCUGACUGCUGUCUCGCACUUCCACUUGAGGACCGACGACGACGUCACUCUAGGCGUGUGGUACGUCGCCCCCGAAAACGAGUCGAGGGACUGGGGCGAGGGUAAAGACCACAGUUCGUUGCUGGGCGACGGUCGAGACGUCGUGAUUUACCAUCACGGCAACGCGGGCAAUAGGUCGGCCUCGCACCGCAUCGAGCUGUACAAGAUUUUGAGGAGGCAGUUUCAUGUGAUCGCGUUCGACUAUCGCGAUUACGGCGACUCGAGCCGAGUGACGUUGAGCGAAAGAGGAGUGGUAAACGACAGCAUGUUCGUUUUCAAGUGGGUACGCGAGCGAGCAACCGGCAACGUAUUCAUUUGGGGACACUCGUUGGGCACGGCGAUUUCGACGCACAUGCUGGCUCUGGCAGCCGCCGAAAACCUGCGGCCGGCCGGCCUCAUUUUGGAAAGUCCCUUCAAUAACUUGCGUGACGAAAUGAAGCUGUACCCCUUUAUUAUGUUGCUACAAUUCCUUCCCUGGUUUUCGUACACGGUUCUGGACGCCGUGCAGGAGAAUAAGUUGCUGUUUAAAACAGACGAGCAUAUCAACAACGUGGACUGUCCAAUUUUGAUAUUGCACGCCAAAGACGAUAUGAUAGUGCCUUUCAAACUGGGACGGAAGUUGUAUCAGAGUGCCAAAGAAAAACGAAUGCCUACGCAGGGAGAGAUUCACUUUCAUCCCUUUGAUAAAGGGGAACAAUAUGGACACACCAACAUAUGGCGUGCACCCCAUUUAAGUGACCUGAUAAAGAAGUUCGUUGGUGAUUGUGCAAAGUGAAGUUAAUAUAGUAUUUUUUUGUCAAAUGGUACCUACCUAUUUAAUAAUGGCAGUAUUCGAUUGUAUUUUUCUAAUAAAUUUACAUAUUUUGUUGGUUUA
Photinus pyralis (common eastern firefly) is the source of this 1288-nucleotide messenger RNA. Its product is annotated as lysophosphatidylserine lipase ABHD12-like. The coding region runs from base 125 to 1189 and encodes 354 amino acids. Lineage: Eukaryota; Metazoa; Arthropoda; Insecta; Coleoptera; Lampyridae. Gene Ontology annotation, molecular function: monoacylglycerol lipase activity; phosphatidylcholine lysophospholipase A1 activity. The transcript has 6 exons. Gene Ontology annotation, cellular component: endoplasmic reticulum membrane. Gene Ontology annotation, biological process: monoacylglycerol catabolic process; phosphatidylserine catabolic process. The record is from RefSeq and is a predicted model, not a curated record.